Cloeon dipterum is the source of this 2518-nucleotide messenger RNA. RefSeq names its product sex determination protein fruitless-like. Gene Ontology annotation, cellular component: nucleus. The coding region runs from base 183 to 1271 and encodes 362 amino acids. Gene Ontology annotation, molecular function: protein binding. The record is from RefSeq and is a predicted model, not a curated record. Gene Ontology annotation, biological process: regulation of transcription by RNA polymerase II. NCBI's taxonomy places the organism in Eukaryota, Metazoa, Arthropoda, Insecta, Ephemeroptera, Baetidae. The transcript is spliced from 6 exons.
AAAUUCCCCCCGACAAAAUUCUUUUGGUCAAGAUGGCAGCCUGCGGACUAGGUACACUUUACGGCCGACAUUUGCAAAUGUGAUGAGGGAGGUCACGUCGUGAGUUUAUUUUUUAAAGACGUGUGUGCCGCCGCCGCGCGAGAGAGAAAGAGAGACCGAUAGAAUCGAAUUGAAGCUUCAUCAUGGGGGAAGACCAGGACCAACAGUUCUGCCUGCGGUGGAACAACCACCCGACGAACCUGGCCGACGUUCUGAGCAGUCUGCUGCAGCGUGAGGCGCUCACCGACGUCACCCUGGCCUGCUCAGGCCACACCUUCAGGGCGCACCAAAUCAUGCUGUCCGCCUGCAGCCCCUACUUCGAGGCCCUUUUCCUACAGAAUACGCACCCCCACCCCAUCAUCUUCCUCAAGGAUGUCAACUUUGUCGAGAUGAAGGCACUUCUCCAGUUCAUGUAUAAGGGUGAGGUUAACGUGAGCCAGAAUGUGCUGCCACGCUUUUUGAAGACGGCUGAAGCGCUCAAGAUCCGCGGUUUGACCGACGGCAUGGGCGGCAACCGCAAGGAGGCCAGUUCUAGUGGAGGCGCUGUUGCAGCAGACAAGUCUGUGAAUGAACAGACGCGCACCUCUCCUCCUCCCGAGAAGAGGAAAAGACGGCACUCUGGCGGUGUCGUCGCACGCGCCAGCCCCAUCCCUAAUAAUGACCAUCAGAGCGACUCGCAGUGCAGCAGUUAUAAGAGCAAUUCAAGCCAGGCGGCCUCGUUGCUGGCCGGCGGCGAACUGUCGGUGGUGCCGCCGUCGCAGCUGGAGGCCGACCUGGAGCAGGAGGUGCUGGACGUAAACCCGGACGAACUAUCCAUUAAGGAGGAGGAGGACGACGAAUACCACGACGUCGAGGCCGUCAUGGCGCAGGACGGCAGCCAGGACGAGACGUUAGACUACAAGGACCUGACCAUGUCAGAGUCGAGAGACACGGGCCAACACCCUGGCCAAAGCAGCGACCCUCUCGACGGACUGGACGGCAUGGCAAACUUGACCUCGGAUAGCGACAUUAAAGAUCAGAAAUCCAUGUUUUUACGACUGCCGAACGGGCAGAAGCAGUGCAGACUGUGUUUCAAAGUAAUAUCGAACCUCAAGAACCACUACCUGUCUCACAACCCGGGCAACUACCCGUGUCCCUACUGCUUCCGGCGCUUCUCGCGUAAGGACAACGCCAAGCAGCACAUCCGACUCAAACAUCGCAUGGUGCCAGGAUACCUCGACGCCAAGAUUUAAUGCGAGACCCCCUUGGCCCCCCCGGUGCAGGAGGAGGAGGACGGAGGCUUUUUUCCAUCCACCCCCUCGCACUCUAACACGACUAACAACUGAACAGCAACCGACCCCCCGACUGGCGAGCUCGCUCGGACAAUAUUUAUUUUUCAAAGCGUCGAAACACUCUGUCACACACACUCUCUCUCUCUCUGAUUUCUGAGCUUGCGCAUCCUGACCAAAAAUAGCCAAGGGAGCUUCUGAUCAUUUCGCGUUCCAAGUGACCGACCGACCAACCAGAGACGUUCGUUCGUUGGUGUCUCGCAAGCACCACCAGCCGCCUCCGCAGUCGUUGGAUCUGUAAAUAUUAAUAAUUAGCGAUUCGAUUCUUGCCGCGCCAGCAAGACUGUAUAAACACGUAACUCGGUCUCUCUCUCACUCUCUUUAUUUGAUAAUCAAUCGACUAGAAGUGUGUGCCAUACCAAUACACUGCUACAGUUAAUUAUUGAAUUAAUUAAUUACCAUUAUACUUUUAGUUCGUACGCGUCAGCUGAAGGACAUGAUUUGUGUAUAACGAGUGUGCCAUUUAUAUUACUACCUUUCUUUCUUUUUAGUCUAACUCGGUUGUGUUUUUCUAUUCAUCUUCGUCGGUUUCCACCACAACGCGAAACUCACACACACACACACACAUCAAACGAUUUUGUACAAGUUGGAAUUCAUUGUUGUCUACUAGUCGAUUUCUCGCCAUUUUAAUUUUGUCCCACGUGCCAUAGCGUCCGCCUCUGUUUGCGACACUAAAAAAACCCCUUUUCCUUGUGCCGGAAGUAAUCGAAUUUAAUGAAUUUAGUCCUGCUCACCCUCCCCUCCGAGAAAGCGAGGGGAGGGGGCCGUGGUCGGAAAGCAGAGGCGUUCGCCGCGUCUAUGAUGAGUUCCCGUAUCGAUAUGAAUAUGUAUAAUGAUUAUUAAUAAGUUAGUGCGUUUUUUUAUCUCUGUGUGUGCUUAAUUUGCGGAUUUUAUUUUUAACUAAAAGAUGAGGGAGGUGUUUAAUCACAAAUUCUUAGAGUGCUAAUCGACCGACACACGUUGGAGAAUGAACGACGAGAUAUUUAGCUCUAAUUUUGUGAGGCUACAGUUUUUCAAAGUCACUCUUAAUAACGAUGUAGAUAAUUAUAUAUUAAUUAAUGCCGACGAAGAAAGAAACCUGUCUCUGUCUCAGUCUCUGUAUACGCGAACGAGGAGAGAUUAUUAAAAAAAGGUCGUAUCACCGCAACAAA